GCCGCGGCUGCCGCCACCGCCUGGAGCUCCAUGGGCCUCUCCUGUGCGCCGUCCGGUGUGAGGCCGAGUCCGGCAAGCCGCGCAACCCGGUGCCCGAGCCAUCGUGGACGCUGGAGGCUGGGACCCGGGGUAGGGGCAGCGGCUGGCGGCGUGGGACUGCGAGCUGCCUUCAGAUUGACGAUGCCAGUAUGGACAGAAUAGCUUAUGAUGCUGACCCCCAACCAUCACUUCCGAGACAUUGAGCGGAAACCAGAAUACCUCCAGCCAGAGAAGUGCGCCCCACCUCCCUUCCCUGGUCCUGCGGGAACCAUGUGGUUUAUCCGUGAUGGCUGUGGCAUCGCCUGCGCCAUUGUUACCUGGUUCCUGGUCCUCUACGCAGAGUUUGUAGUCCUCUUUGUCAUGCUGAUUCCAUCCAGAGACUACGCGUACAGCAUCAUCAACGGAAUUGUGUUCAACCUGCUGGCCUUCUUGGCCCUGGCCUCACACUGCCGGGCCAUGCUGACGGACCCCGGGGCAGUGCCCAAAGGAAAUGCCACUAAAGAGUUCAUCGAGAGCCUCCAGCUGAAGCCUGGGCAGGUGGUGUACAAGUGCCCCAAGUGCUGCAGCAUCAAGCCCGACAGGGCCCACCACUGCAGUGUCUGUAAACGGUGCAUUCGCAAGAUGGACCACCACUGUCCUUGGGUCAACAACUGUGUCGGCGAGAACAACCAGAAGUACUUUGUCCUGUUUACAAUGUACAUAGCUCUCAUUUCCUUGCACGCCCUCAUCAUGGUGGGAUUCCACUUCCUGCAUUGCUUUGAAGAAGACUGGACAAAGUGCAGCUCCUUCUCGCCUCCCACCACGGUCAUCCUGCUCAUCCUGCUGUGCUUUGAGGCGCUGCUCUUCCUCAUUUUCACUUCAGUGAUGUUCGGGACCCAAGUGCACUCCAUCUGCACAGAUGAGACGGGUAUUGAACGCCUCCAACGCAAGACGCAGCCCAGGGAGCACUCGGGCAGCUGGAAGUCGGUCCAGGAGGCUUUUGGUGGGGACUUCUCCCUGAACUGGUUCAACCCUUUCACCAGACCUUGUCAACCCGUGAUACCCAUUGACAAGGGCUUGGUCCGGCAAGUGUCGUCUCUAUCAGACAUGGACAAUAUGGAGACCUCUGAGAGCCAAUUGGAGGAGACAAAAGACAGGGACUCUGUGGAGGUGCUGGAUGAAUAGAGGCUGCCAAGAAUAAUACACCAACAGCAGCUGCUGGCCCGAUUGCACCCCCAGCUCCCAGGGCUCGUUCAGGCAUUCCCGUGGGGUUACCAACUCUCUCAGGGUGGGGUGUGAGUAGAGAAGAGUAGGGACUUUCUCUGAGUUCCUCUUAGCAGCGUGUGCCAAAAGGGGUGGUUAGGGACCAUUCUCCAGGCCUGGGAAGACUGCCUAGUCUCUGCCCAGCAAGGGAAAUGAUGACCAGAAUGUCCUGAGGGCGGGGGAGCCACUUCUUCUUAAGGGCUGUCUUGGGGACGCCGAGGGCCUUGGGAAAGGAUACUGACAUCAGGGAUGACCAAUCUGAAAGGCCAGAGAGACUAGCCAUUCCUGGGGAAGGGAUUCCUUGUCUGGCUACUGAACCUGCCCCUUGGGGCUUGAGCUUGGGCUUGGUUGAAAGAGCACCCCACCCACUUGCAUGCAUGCACAUGUGCAGAACCUGUGCAGAAGGAAAUGAGCCUGAGUUAUGACAGUCACCCAAAAGUAGUUCCCAUCCUAUAGAUAACUAGACUCCUCUCUGAGACAACAAUGGAGCCAGUCUUUCUGUGGCCACAAGUUUGCAUUCAUGUAUUGGGCUUCUGGAGAAAGUCUAGUAAGACACGGGGACAGGUACACCCAGAAAUGGUUACCCCUGCGUUUUAGAAUAGUUCCCAGGAUGGUGCCUCCGACAGCUGUAUGGCUGGACAUGAGGCACAUGCCUUUAUUCCAGCGUUUGGGGCAGGCAGCUUAGCCUAGGCUGCAGAGCUCCAGGCUACAUAGAGAAACCCCAUGUUAAAAACAACAGAAAACGCCGGGCGAUGGUGGCGCACACCUUUAAUCCCAGCACUCGGGAGGCAGAGGCAGGUGGAUCUCUGUGAGUUCGAGACCAGCCUGGUCUACAGAGCUAGUUCCAGGACAGGCUCCAAAGCCACAGAGAAACCCUGUCUCGGGAAAAACAAACAGAAAACUGCAUGGUGGCUAGGGCAUGCAGACUGCUGGCUGCCUGGGUCUGGGCCCCCUGCACUCCCCAGUCUCUUGUCAUGGUUGUGGAAGCAGCAGCUUUUGCAUCUAAACAGAUAGUUUCAAGAAGCACACCAGCUCCCCGACUCUGACCUUGAACCAUUCCCAAGUGUUGCCUGCUCCAACCCCGGCGGAGGAUUCUGUAUUACAUCCCUUCUUCCAUGUCCUAGACCAAAGGAACCUGUGGCCUUAUGCAUGAGUCAGGUUUUUCAGUUGUUUUGUUUUGUUUUGUUUUGUUUUGAGACAGCGUUUUUCUGUAGCUUUGGAGGCUGUCCUGAAACUAGCUCUUGUAGACCAGGCCGGCCUCGAAAUCACAGACAUUUGCCUGCCUCUGCCUCCCCAGUGCUGGGAUUAAAGGCAAGCGCCACCACUGCCUGACAGAGUCAGUUUUAUUUGAGGACACUGAGAAAGAAAGGCUGUGGGAGGCCGAGGGUAGUCCCUGGAGGGUGGAGUUCUGUCAGAUCCUACGGUUCACCCCACAGAGUAGCAGCAGGGAUCCAGCAUUAACAACUGUGCCCUACCCCACCCCGCUGCAGGUGCAUCUCUUCUGAGCAGAUGUGUUUUAACGUUUAUCUGUACUAACAUCCUAGCCCAAGUUGGCUUUACUGCUGAUACUGUUUGAAGAGAGUGGUCCUCUGGCUGCAGGAGCCCUAGCCCCUGGAUGACCUAUCAGAGACUCCACACCAAGGAGAAAGAAGGGCUAAUGACUGGGUCCCCAAUAAGCAGCAGUUUUAAAAAGGAAGGAGCUUUAGAGUCAGUGUCUGUGCUGAGUCCAGGACCUCAAGGAUGUCCAUGCACACUGGGGCUAAAGCCAGCUUGACUAGCAGCACAGCUUCCUCCCAGCCCCACAGCCAUCGGUUUCCAGAGUACUCCCCUAGAAGAGUUGAGGUGGGCAGGCAUCUGCUCCCACAGGUUUAGAGCUAGCUCCUCCUCCUUCCUCAGCAAACCCACUAUCGUGUUAGGGCCUCAGCUGCAUCUCUCUCAGGAGAGAUGGACAGCCAGGAUCAUGUAGGCAGCAGUCUGCUCAGUCUUGAGUCUUGUGCCUUCCCACUAGGACAGACACAGUGGCCUUCUCUCCUUGGUGAUUCCUGAGAGUCUGCUCAGUAGUGCAGCUGAGAAGAAGAGGCCCAGUGUUUCUGGGAGGGAGACGGGCUACACACCUGCCUCUCGUCUGAAUAAAAGCUCCCUGAUCUACCUCUGUAGUUAGAGGUGCCUGUUUUUAGCAACCUAAAGCCCUAGACAGCAUCCUUCCUCUCAGGCUCAACAAGUGUCAUACAGACAUUAACAGUGGCUUCAUGGGGUUACUAACUGGUCACCCCACAAGUACAUGCCAGACACCUGCUGCAUCCCAGGGAGGUGGACAGAUAAGCAGAAGGAAUCAGGACUGAGGUUUUCUAGUUCUGAACAAAUGAAGGUGAGAUGCUGACAGUGCUCUGGCUAGUUUUCUGUCAGCUUGGCACAGGCUAAAGUCAAUUGAGGAAAUGCCUCCGUAAGAUUGGCCUAUAAGUGCGGUGGUGAUGCGCGGUUUUUUUUUCUCAUCCCAGCACUUGGGAGGAAGAGGCAGGGUGAUCUCAGUGAGACCGAGACCAGUUUGGUCUACAAAGCGAGUUCCAGGACAGCUAGGACUGUUAAACAGAGAAACCCUCUCAAACAAAAUGACCUGUAAGCAAGUAUGUAAUUUAUUUUCUUGAUUGAUGACUGAUGUAGGAGGCCUGGCCCGUUGUGAGUGCUGCCACUCUGGUGAUAUUUUGUUUGUGCUCUAACAAAUAAAGCUCGCCUGGAGAUCAGAAUGCCGAGCCAGCCGCUAGUUAACCAUAGAGGCCAGGCAGUGGAGGCACACGACUUUACUCCCAGCACCAGGGUGGAGGAAACAGGAAGUGAUAUGGCUGCUUAGAGAGAGAUGCUCAGCCCCUUUGGGUAUGACGUGGCUGUCUCCGGCUUGCUCCUUUGUCUCUCUGAUCUUUCAACAUAUACCCCCGUAUCUGACCCUGGGUUUUUAUUAUUAAGACCAACUAGAAUUCACUACACCACCCCUGGGCUGGUGUAUGAAACAACAGAUGGGCAAACCUUGAGGAGCAAGCCAGUAAGCAGCACUGUUCUGGCCUCCAGGCUCCUGCCCUGACUCUGCCCUCAGAAACUGAACGCUCCCUGAAGUUAGAUGGCAUCAGCUCUCUCCUCCCCAGGUUGCAUUUGGUCACCGUGUUUUAUCAGACAAAGUGUCCUCGGAAUACACAAAUACCCCUCAUUCGGUCUACUGUGCCUCUCUGGAGUAUAUGUCCACUUAGAAACUGUAGCCCUUGACCGAGGCUGGCCAUCGUGAAGACAGCCCAGACCAAGGAGGUCAAUGUGAAGUUCAGAGGCAGUGACUCCCCCAGGUUUGUUAAGCAGCAUGCUGACAUAACAGGAAAAUUCACUCAGGAGAACACAGCCAUCUUAAAGUCAGCAGUUUAAUUCAAAGCAUAGUGAUCAUUGAGAAGAUCCCUGGAGGGCAGAGCAGAACACAGACUCCAGUGAGCAGAGCAGAUGUUACCAGUGGUCAUAGACUCCUCCUCGGAGGGGAUGCAGGCUGUGGGGUCUCCUCCCCUGUCCCACCCAGAGGCAAGAGGGCCUCACGCCAGCGUGGGCCUGCUUCUGAGAGGACAGAGCCUUGGGAUGAGCAUGUUGUGCCAGGACCAGCUCCAGGAUGCUUUCCUGCAGGGGUCUCAGCUCACCUCUAGGCACCCCUGGACCUGACAGAAUCCGAUGCCCAAAUGGAAGAUGCCUCCAGCACUUCAGCCGCACUGAAUAGCAGCUCUGGGUUCUGUCUAUGGGUCUAAACCCAGACGACAGUUGCUGUCUUCUGAGGCCGUGACUCCUCAAUGUGUGUUUGAGAUGUCUGUGAUGUAUACUCAGAGCUGCAGAGAGGUGCCCUGGUCCCAUGGAGCUACUGCCUGAGGUUACACUGGCCCUUGAGCUCUGUCUUUUGCUGGGCUGGCUCUUGAAUCUGCCCUCCUGAGUAAUUAAAUCCAAUCAUCCCUGACCUGAACACUAAGUACAAUUUAGGAAAUGGUAACAUGCUUAGCAGAGGCUCAGAGCCAAUCAGGGCUCUUGCCUCCAUCUCCAUGGUCUCAGCUGGGCUACUUGGUGAUGAGAAUGAUCUUCUCGGCAUGAACCUCCUUCACUUGUCUGGAAGUAAACUUGACAAUAAAUUUCUUGGGUCCACUUUUCA
Molecule: messenger RNA, 5443 nt
Organism: Microtus oregoni (creeping vole)
Lineage: Eukaryota; Metazoa; Chordata; Mammalia; Rodentia; Cricetidae
Gene: Zdhhc3
Product: zinc finger DHHC-type palmitoyltransferase 3
Exons: 7
Coding region: 205-1203 (332 amino acids)
Biological process (GO): peptidyl-L-cysteine S-palmitoylation; protein targeting to membrane
Cellular component (GO): Golgi apparatus; endoplasmic reticulum
Molecular function (GO): protein-cysteine S-palmitoyltransferase activity
Source: RefSeq, a predicted model, not a curated record